AUGGAUGAUCGAACUCCUUUAGUCGGGGAAAACAGACCUAGAACUUUAGCGCAAACCAAAGCCUCUGUGUUGCGUGUCUUCAUGAUGACGCUCAAGUCGUCUCCAGUCAAUUACCUUUUGGUGUUUGUUCCAUUAGGGAUAUUAGCUGAGUAUUUGAAAUGGUCAGCUAAUGCCAUUUUCUGGUUGAAUUUUUUUGCUAUUGUUCCUUUGGCUUCGUUGUUAGCAUUUGCUACGGAGGAAUUAUCCGAAAACGUUGGACAGACGAUUGGAGGGUUAUUGAAUGCUACGUUCGGUAAUGCCGUGGAAUUGAUUGUGUCUAUUAUUGCAUUGAAGGAAAAGCAAAUCAGAAUUGUGCAGGCGAGUAUGUUAGGUUCUAUUUUGUCGAAUUUGCUAUUAGUCUUGGGGUGCUGUUUCAUCGCAGGUGGAAUAACUAGAGUGCAACAAACUUUCAAUCAGACGGUUGCGCAGACCAUGUCGUCGUUGAUGGCAUUGGCUACUGCAGGAUUAUUGAUUCCAGCUGCGUUCCAUGCUACAUUACCACCUCCAAAGAGCAAGCAUGGUUUCCCAGAACCAGGAUCGUCUGACACGUUGAUUCUUUCGUUAUCUAGAGGCGUGUCGAUUAUCUUGUUGGUUGUCUACAUUUUAUACUUAUUAUUCCAAUUGAAGACCCACAAGUCGUUAUUCGAAGAGCAAGCACAGGAAGCUGAUGAUGGUAUCAUCACCACCAGCUUACCUCCUGAUGAAAGCGAUGUCAAGCCAGAAGAACAAAAGUUAUCAGUAUUAAGCUCAAUCAUAGUAUUGAUUGUCGCUACUACCUUGGUCUCUUUGUGUGCUGACUACUUGGUGGGUUCUAUUGAUGACAUUGUCGAAUCGUCCGGAUUAUCAAAAACCUUCAUUGGUUUGAUUGUCAUCCCAAUCGUUGGUAAUGCUGCAGAACAUGUCACAGCAAUUAUUGUUGCUAUGAAGGACAAAAUGGACUUAGCAAUUGGUGUCGCUGUUGGUUCUUCGUUACAAAUCGCCAUUUUUGUCACCCCCUUCAUGGUCUUGGUCGGAUGGAUCAUCGACGUCCCCAUGUCGUUGUACUUCAGUACAUUCGAAACCGCCAUUUUAUUCGUUUCGGUAUUUAUUACCAAUUUGGUCAUCUUGGAUGGUGAACUGAAUUGGCUAGAAGGUGCUAUGUUGCUCAGUACAUAUCUUAUUGUGGCCCUAGCAUUCUUCUACUACCCAGACAACGUUAUUUAA
Debaryomyces hansenii CBS767 is the source of this 1242-nucleotide messenger RNA. RefSeq names its product Vcx1p (gene VCX1). Gene Ontology annotation, biological process: intracellular calcium ion homeostasis; calcium ion transmembrane transport. Gene Ontology annotation, cellular component: fungal-type vacuole membrane. NCBI's taxonomy places the organism in Eukaryota, Fungi, Ascomycota, Pichiomycetes, Serinales, Debaryomycetaceae. The record is from RefSeq and is a predicted model, not a curated record. Gene Ontology annotation, molecular function: calcium:proton antiporter activity. The coding region runs from base 1 to 1242 and encodes 413 amino acids. The transcript has a single exon.